Messenger RNA from Solea solea (common sole), 1206 nucleotides. RefSeq lists its product as uncharacterized. NCBI's taxonomy places the organism in Eukaryota, Metazoa, Chordata, Actinopteri, Pleuronectiformes, Soleidae. The record is from RefSeq and is a predicted model, not a curated record. The coding region runs from base 236 to 928 and encodes 230 amino acids. Gene Ontology annotation, molecular function: DNA binding. The transcript has 7 exons.
GUGGGCUCCUGCUAUUGGGUAAACUACUACGAGUUUAAAAGUUUCGACAAUAAUGGGGAUAAACAGGUGGCGGUGGCGCGUGGUUUAUGUAAAUAAAACAGGAGUGAAAGCGUGUCACUGUUCUGGUUCGCAGACGCACUCAUGAUGUUUGGCAGAGAGUCGCAGGAAAAACUGUGGACUCUAACAUAAGCAGGUGACAUCAUCAUCAUCAUCAGCAGCAGCAGUAGCAGCGGUCAUGCCUCAGGUCCCCGUAGCCGUGGCGCUGCAGCUCGCGCUCAUUCUGUCCGCUGUGCCCGCGCAGUACUUAAUCUCCCAGUGGACCGGAACCAACGCCGCGCAGCGCUACCACAAGACCACGCGGUUGAUAAGAAUUUGGAGAGACUGGAGAAAGUCUUACCUGAAUGCUACAGCAUGGAUGGACUGGGCAGAUCAGCAGAUGUCCGAUGUUAUGUCUAUGGUUGGCAUGCAGCAGGAAGUGAAAAUGGACUCGCCUCCCGUUGAAGCAAUGCUUUUUGACAAUGACAAGGGCUUCUUUGGAGCGUCCUCGACCGUGCGCAGCCCUCGUCCUCCAUUUGUGUUCCUACGAGUCGGCGAGGUGGUGAGGGAGAGGAAGGGUAACAUGGUCGGAGUGGUGGUGAGCUGGGACCCGGAGAUGCGAGCCCCUUCAGAGUGGAUUAACAAGAUAUAUUCCAGUUUUGAGGGCGCCGCUGCAGAGAGGACACCUCACUACAAAGUUCUGUUCGGCGGACCUGCAGGUUCCUCUCUGAUGGUUGCAUAUUUGCCUCAGACGCAACUGGAGCGCAUCACCGGGAUGAGGCCAAACAUUCCCACCUUGGAGAAUUACUUCACACAUUUUGACGGCGAGCGGUUCAUCAUGCAGCCCUGGCUCAGAGAGCUGUUUCCUGAAGAUGAGGUCAUGGACACCUGAAGAAUCUGUCUUAAAAACAUUCAUCCAUCUGAUAAUUCCAUUUUCUCCCUCUGUGGUCAGUUAUUGACCUUGUCAAAAGUUUGAUGAGGUUUUCAUGUCUUUUUAAAAGACAACAUAUGAGUGUUUGGCAUAAUUAUCAAUGCUUGAAAUUUGUUGAUUUUCUGUAAAUUUAAAUUUACAUGACAGUGUUUGCGAAAGUCUAAAAAUAACCUUGACUGUCUACGCUUUGGAUGAGCUGCAAUUGUGCAAUAAAGUGUUUUAAACUGUGGCAAACAGGG